Messenger RNA from Neodiprion fabricii, 1187 nucleotides. RefSeq lists its product as uncharacterized. The record is from RefSeq and is a predicted model, not a curated record. NCBI's taxonomy places the organism in Eukaryota, Metazoa, Arthropoda, Insecta, Hymenoptera, Diprionidae. The transcript is spliced from 4 exons. The coding region runs from base 150 to 545 and encodes 131 amino acids.
UCUCUCCCACUACCGGGCGAAAUCGGACAAGACCAGCACUGGUCUCAGUCAGUAGGCUGUCGUUGAGUGCGGACGUAGCAUCGAAGGAAAGAGGAGAGGAGGAUAACAAGACCUCACCGAUUUACACCGAUCGACUUGAUACCUGCGGCAUGGAUAAAAUGUCAACGUUUAGUAUCGCUGUCGUUUUAGCGACUAUUCUAAUGCUCGCCAAUGCCGGCGACAUGAUGCGGAAGAGCAUUGUGUUCGACAAAAACACCCCCGAUGUUUUCUACUGCCCCCAACGUAAGCCGACCGGCUACGACAAGCUUAUCGUUCACUCACGACCCUUGUCGAGACUUUGUCAAUUCGAGGGCGGACCCAUUCCCGAGGACUACAAGAGCGACUGCUACAACGACGUGGACGAGACGGAAUACGCUUGCCGUGAGAAAUACAGGAUCAUGAUGCGAAUGCACCCACCUGGCAGUGAAUUUCCGUACAACGGUACGCGACUGACUAAAUUCGCAGAGGUCGACAAGGAGGCUUAUCUCAAGAAGAAUCAAGUUUAGGCAAGGAAUAUUGACGGAUCCGAUGGCUGUUAAUAAAAAUAAAACAACCCCGAACAACGUAACGGACGAAAAAAAUGACGACGAAACACGAUUCAUGUUUCUGAAGAACAGAUUCUUUCUUUGACGGAAAUUAUACGGCUAACGGUUUAACGGAUUUAACGUUUCUCGCGACUCUUUUGUACAUAUAAUGUAUAAUAUAUAUAUAUAUAUAUAGAUAUAUUAGGGAUAGUAUCGUGCAUCCAAUUGAAAGUGAUUCGCUGCUACUGCUGCUAUUAUAAGCGCGGACAGCUAUUCACUGGAUUUCACAAUUUUUUUAUAAUACCUCGCGAAUCUUUAUGCCGCCGAAUUUGUUCGCAAAUUUGGUAGAUUUGAACCAGCGCUGUAAAAACGUAAGCGCCUGACUGCGGGCAGUCAGGCAAACAAAUUACACGUAUUUUAAGAUUGGUUCCCCCUGUUUAUCGCCUGAUGGUACGCAACCAGCGUCGAUGUAUGGAAUUAAUUUGAUCGCAAUAGGACGUUGCGGAUACGAGGUUUCGGUGUAAAUUUACGUACCAUAAGCGAAACGUCUUUACAUACGCAAUAUAAAAUACAACAAUUAUCGUCCGAUUGAAUUUACUAUAAAUUAACUUGUAAGUGAUUAAA